AUAAAUUGAAGGAGACAAAACUGAUCAGAGAGAGGAAGAGAGUGGAAAAAGAGGUAGAAAGAAUAAAAAUAAAUUCAGUGAGAACUGCAAAAUCAAUGCCAGAAAAGGGGGGAAUAAAAUUAAUAUCCGACAGAGGAAUAAAACUCAUCAGAGAUAGCUGGAUGGAGAGAGGGAGAGAUUAGAGAAAAAUAAAAAUUCAAAAUUAGAGAGGAAAUAAAGAUAAAAUUAAAGAUAAUGGGGGAGGAGGAAUAAAAUCAACAUCAGAGAGAGACGAGGGAGGUACAAAGAGAGACAAUUAGAGACGGUCCGAUAGGAAAAGAGACUGUUAAAGAGACACUCCAACAGGAGGAGGAGAGACUGUUAAAGAGAAAGUCUAACAGGAGGAGAGAAUCUGUGAAAGAGAUAUUCUGACAGGAGGAAAGACUGUUAAAGAGAGAGCCUGGCAGCAGAAAGACAGACUCUGUUAACGAGGCACUCUGACAGGAGGAGAAGGAGAUACUCUACUAAAGACACAAUCCAACAGGAGGAGAAGAGGAGACUUUGCUGAAGAGACAAUCCAACAGAAGGAGGAGGACUAACCCCUUUAAAGAGACAGUCCGACAGGAGGAGAAGGAGAAACUUUUAAAAGGCCAUUCCGACCGGAGGAGGAGGGAAUCUGCUAAAGAGACAGUCCGACAGGAGGAGAAGGAGAGACUCUAAAAGACAGAACUCAAACAGAGGGUCCAGCUGAAGCGGGCAGCAGCUCUGGACAAUCGUCUGUGUGCCAACUCCACCGUAACUCUGUGUGCAUUCCGACCUUUCGAACAUUCUAACUGUUUGAUGCUGGGGACUUAAGUGGGGCAGGCUGACCUUCCCUGCUCAAGGAUCUUUGCUCAGAACUCGAAGCGGAACAAGUCUGCCCUGUCGCCGAGCGCCGUGGCCACAGAAUGGCUGAUCUGAACCGGCAGCUGCAGGAGUACCUGUCGCAGUCACGGGGCAAUCGCAACGGGAAUGGGGCUGACAGCCAGCCCCUCUUACCUCUGGAAGCCGACUCCCCUGAACCCAGUCGCCCCACCAAUGGCUGGAUGAGCCGGAUGAACCCGUUCUCUUCCGGACAGAGCGGCAAGCCGGCGCCGAGCCAGGACUCCAGCCCAUCGUCAGGUGGGUUCUGGUCAACGGAACCGGACCCGUGCCUGCCUGCCCUGUCCCGCCGCCAGCGGCUGACUGGUUUCGGCCUGUGCCUGGCCAUGGGGCUGCUGUGCUUCGGCCUGUCAGCCCUCUACGCUCCCUUCAUGUUGCUGAGGGCCCGGAAGUUCGCCCUGCUCUUCACGCUGGGCAGCGUCUCCCUGCUGACGGGCCUGGCCCUGCUGCGUGGGCCCUACAACCAGCUCCACCUGCUGCUCUCCCGCCAGCACCUGCCGUUCACAGCCGCCUAUCUGGGCUCCCUCUUCGCCACCUUGUACAGCGCCCUGGCGCUGCGGAGCACUGCCCUGACUGCCGUCGCUGCCGCCUUUCAGCUCUUCACCCUCGCCGGCUACCUGCUCAGCUCCAUCCCAGGGGGCCCGGCGGGUCUCCGUUUUGUCGGUGGCUUCUUAACCUCGGCGUUCAAGCGCACAGUCAGCAAGAGCCUCCCGGUGUGAGGGACUGGAAAGCGGAUGUGUGUGGGGGCGGGGGAGCAAACUGGUGGGAAGUAUACCGAUUCCUACCGGCAGGUGUCAACUGUGACCCUAGUGGGCAGCAGUCUCUCUUUCUUCCACUCCUCUCUCUAUCUUUUCCUGCUCUCUUCCUCUGUCUCCCUCUCCCCUCCAAGUCAGAAUUGACUGGUUUGAGUCCUGUUGCAGAGAUUUGAGCACAGUAUCCCGGGUCAGUGCUCCCGGUGUAGCCCUGCACUGUUAAGAGGUGAACCUUCGGUGAACUAUUUUGAUAUUAAACCAGGGAUUCCACUACCUGCGCUCUGCGACAGAUGUAAAAGUUCUUGUGAUGGCUAGUAAUUUGAAGUUGUUGUCAUCCCCUGGCCAAUAAUUGUCCCGCUGUUAUCAUUAUGAAAAGCUAAACCAAUCUGAUCAUUGUCACAUUCCUGUUUGUUGGGACCCCACAAGACAUAAAUUGGCACUGUCACGUCCUUUGUGGUACAACAGUGACUGCACUUCAGAUGUACUUCACUCACCAAGUGCUCCGAGAUAUCGGGUGGUUCUGAAAGCUGGUCUAUAGGCACAAGUCUGUCUUCCUUUAGCUGUGAGAGGGAAAGAUGGUUGCCAGUCAGGAGAGGACUGUGACACCCCUGUUCACGCAGCCUCGUGCUACCACUUAGCAGCAAAACCGAAAAUCUCCACAAGCAGUCGACUGAGUCUUAACCACACAGCAAUGCCCUCCCCUUCUCUGAAAACAGUCCACUUUGGAAUGAAGCUUGGAACCAAAAAUGUAACUGACUGUUUCUUUGCUCCUGGAGCUGUUAGGACUUUGAGUACAGUGUGAACAAGGACUCUUGGUAGGUUUCUGUCUGUUAAUACAUUCCCACCCACCCCACAAACUCCCAUUCAGUGCACCCAAACAAUUCCAAACAGGCACCAAUUACACUGUGAAGGGUGUAAAUGAAAUAUAAACUCUUACCAGUUCAGUCGUAAUAUGUUCUUCCAAAACAGGAUUGACUCUGGAGACUGCAUUAGGUUUUCAGGGUUAAAUACUAGGAGGUACAGGUCUGUCAGUGUAUUACACUGGUGUACAGUGCCAAUGGCUACAGUUCUACUAGUACAGGUCUGUCACUGCAAGAUGGCUACAGUGCUAAUAGUACAGGUCUGUCACUAACACUGUACAGUGCUAAUAGGUACAGGUCUGUCACUAACACUGUACAGUGCUAAUGGGCACAGGUCUAUCCCUAGCACUGUACUGUGCUAAUGGGUAUGGAUCUCAAAGUCCCAUCACCAGGACACUGCUAAUUGAUACAGAUUUUGUCUCUGUAAUGCUGGUUCUGUCACCAAGUUAAAAGGGGAUGAAUGAUAAGCAUUAAACAACUGUUAUAUCACGUGCCUUUGGAGAAUGUGUUGUUUAAUAAUGACCAUUAAAUCGUUGUAACACA
Molecule: messenger RNA, 3055 nt
Organism: Chiloscyllium plagiosum (whitespotted bambooshark)
Lineage: Eukaryota; Metazoa; Chordata; Chondrichthyes; Orectolobiformes; Hemiscylliidae
Gene: sft2d3
Product: SFT2 domain containing 3
Biological process (GO): vesicle-mediated transport
Cellular component (GO): membrane
Source: RefSeq, a predicted model, not a curated record